Messenger RNA from Arthroderma uncinatum, 201 nucleotides. RefSeq lists its product as uncharacterized. Lineage: Eukaryota; Fungi; Ascomycota; Eurotiomycetes; Onygenales; Arthrodermataceae. Bases 1 to 201 code for a protein of 66 amino acids. The record is from RefSeq and is a predicted model, not a curated record. The transcript has 2 exons.
AUGAGUGACGAACCAAAGAGCCAUGGCAAGGCUCCGGGCCCUCGCGCUAUCCUCACCAACCUAGAAGUUCUGCAGAAUCCUCAUGAGGAUAAGGAUGGGCCUGCCCCUGAAAAAAUUGAAGCCGAUGAAGACUUGCUGGCAGAAUUGGAAGAUGAUGCGGACGUAUGGUUUGCCCAGACUGGUUUGUGGGUUGCCUUGUAG